AUGAAGGUCUGCUGGAAAAUUCUUAUAGUGGCUCCUCUGUUCUUCCUGGCCCAUCCCACCUCAGCCUUUCCAGCUCACAAUGACCAACCUACUAUCAAGCACUCCAGUGGCCACACUUGUAUAGGGUGUGUGCUGGUGGUAUCUGUGAUUGAACAGCUUGCUCAGGUCCACAACUCUACAGCCCAGGCUGCCAUGGAGAGACUGUGCAGCUACCUGCCUGAAAAACUCUCCUUGAAAACCACCUGCUAUUUAGUGGUUCACAUAUUUGGAUCACACAUCAUAAAACUGCUUAGCGCAGAUAUGAAUGCUGAUGUUGUAUGCCACACUCUGGAGUUUUGUAAACAGGACCCUGGCCAACCAUUGUGUCAUCUUUACCCUCCUCCCAAGGAAGCAUGGAAAUUUGCACUGGAGAAGGCAAGACACAUUAUCAAGAAAUCCCAGACUCUGAAAUAUCCUAGAAGUGAUUCUGAUAUUUGUUCCCUUCCAUUUUUGGCCAAGAUCUGCCAGGAAAUUAAAUCAGCUAUAAAAAAUUCUGUGCCAUUCAAAGAUGUAGACUCAGACAAAUACAGUGUUUUCUCAACACUGCGGGGCUACCACUGGCGAGGGCGAGAUUGCAACGACCGUGACAAGAUGGCGUAUCCAGGCAGAAGGCCAGACAACUGGGAUGCACAUCAGGAUUCAAACUGUAAUGGCAUUUGGGGUGUUGAUCCAAAAGAUGGAAUUCCGUAUGAGAAGAAAUUCUGUGAAGGUUCACAGCCCAGGGGAAUUAUUUUGCUGGGAGACUCAGCUGGGGCUCAUUUCCACAUCCCUCCUGAAUGGAUCACAGCAUCACAGAUGUCUUUGAACUCCUUCCUCAGUUUACCAACAGCUCUUUCCGAUGAGCUCAACUGGCCCCAAGUCUCUGGCGCUACUGGAUUUCAGAACUCCACUAGUGGAAUUAAAGAAGACUCUAUUUACCUUCGUUUAUGGAAAAGAAACCACUGCAAUCACAGGGACUACCAGAAUAUUUCAAAAAAUGGUGCAUCUUCCCAGAACCUGCAAAGUUUUCUAGAAAGUUUGUCUAGGAACCAGCUGUUGGAUAACCCAGCCAUUGUCAUAUAUGCCAUGAUUGGAAAUGAUGUCUGCAAUGGCAAGACUGACCCAGUCCCAGCAAUGACCACUCCUGAGAAAUUGUACUCCAAGGUCAUGCAGACUCUGAAGCAUCUAAAUUCCCAUCUGCCUAAUGGCAGCCAUGUUAUUUUCUAUGGCUUAGCAGAUGGAGCCUUCCUCUGGGAUCAUUUACACAACAGAUAUCAUCCUCUCGGCCAGCUAAAUAAAGAUGUGACCUAUGCACAGUUCUACUCCUUCCUGAGCUGUCUCCAGGUUAGUCCCUGCCAUGGCUGGAUGUCUGCCAACAAGACACUCCGGGCUCUCACUUCAGAGAGAGCAGAACAACUCUCCAAUACACUGAAAAAAAUUGCAACCUCCAAGAAAUUUACAAACUUCGAUCUCUUCUACAUGGAUUUUGCCUUCCAAGAAAUCACAGAGGAGUGGCAGAGGAGAGGUGGGCAGCCCUGGCAACUUAUUGAACCUGUCGAUGGAUUCCACCCCAAUGAGGUGGCUUUGCUGCUGCUCGCAGAUCAGUUCUGGAAGAAGAUGCAGCUCCAGUGGCCCAAGAUCCUUGGAAAGGAGAAUCCAUUCAACUCCCAGAUUGAAGACGUGUUUGGAGAUCAAGGGGGGCACUGA
This is a messenger RNA of Orycteropus afer afer, 1725 nucleotides long. It is a transcript of the gene AOAH, whose product is annotated as acyloxyacyl hydrolase. Gene Ontology annotation, molecular function: calcium ion binding; acyloxyacyl hydrolase activity. NCBI's taxonomy places the organism in Eukaryota, Metazoa, Chordata, Mammalia, Tubulidentata, Orycteropodidae. Gene Ontology annotation, biological process: negative regulation of inflammatory response; lipopolysaccharide catabolic process. The record is from RefSeq and is a predicted model, not a curated record. The coding region runs from base 1 to 1725 and encodes 574 amino acids. The transcript has 21 exons.